Pongo pygmaeus (Bornean orangutan) is the source of this 5120-nucleotide messenger RNA. RefSeq names its product Rho GTPase activating protein 18 (gene ARHGAP18). The transcript has 14 exons. Gene Ontology annotation, cellular component: cytoplasm. Bases 250 to 2265 code for a protein of 671 amino acids. The record is from RefSeq and is a predicted model, not a curated record. Gene Ontology annotation, molecular function: GTPase activator activity. Gene Ontology annotation, biological process: regulation of actin filament polymerization; regulation of small GTPase mediated signal transduction; signal transduction. NCBI's taxonomy places the organism in Eukaryota, Metazoa, Chordata, Mammalia, Primates, Hominidae.
ACCCUUCGCCUCCUUUAACCAAAGCCGCCCAGAGUGCAAUUGCCCAGAGUUUAAACAAUGCUGUGAGUUGCAGCUUCUAAUUGGAGAGGCAGGAAGCCCUUCCCUGGACAGACCCCGCCCCUCCCCGUGUGAAUCGCCAGCCUGCGGGGAGGAGCUGGCCAAUGCUAAUGAGCGAGUUGCCAGGCGAGACAGGAACUUCUUUCCCCUUCUCUGUGUCAGGAUCGCAGAAAUUAUGUCCCUUCUCUCACCAUGAGCUGGCUCUCCAGUUCCCAGGGAGUGGUGCUAACAGCUUACCACCCCAGCGGCAAGGACCAGGCCGUGGGGGACAGCCAUGCAAAGGGAGGGGAGGAAGCCACUUCGAGUCGCAGAUAUGGCCAGUACACUAUGAACCAGGAAAGCACCACCACCAAAGUUAUGGAGAAGCCUCCAUUUGAUCGAUCAAUUUCCCAGGAUUCUUUGGAUGAACUAUCUAUGGAAGACUAUUGGAUAGAACUAGAAAAUAUCAAGAAAUCUAGUGAAAACAGACAAGAAGAUCAAGAGGUGGUUGUUGUCAAAGAGCCUGAUGAGGGAGAAUUGGAAGAACAGUGGCUUAAAGAGGCCGGUUUGUCCAAUCUCUUCGGAGAGUCUGCUGGAGAUCCACAGGAAAGCAUGGUGUUUUUAUCAACAUUGACCCGGACCCAGGCAGCAGCAGUUCAGAAGCGAGUAGAGACGGUAUCCCAGACCUUGAGGAAAAAAAACAAACAGUACCAGAUUCCUGACGUCAGAGACAUAUUUGCUCAACAGAGAGAAUCGAAAGAAACAGGUUCAGAUGGCACUGAAUCGCAGUCACUUAGAACAAAUGAAAACAAAUACCAAGGAAGAGAUGACGAGGCAUCUAACCUUGUUGGUGAAGAGAAGCUGAUCCCACCUGAGGAGACGCCUGCUCCUGAAACAGACAUCAACCUGGAGGUAUCAUUUGCCGAGCAAGCACUCAAUCAGAAAGAGAGCUCCAAGGAGAAAAUCCAGAAGAGCAAAGGCGAUGAUGCCACGUUACCUAGUUUCAGAUUGCCAAAAGACAAAACGGGUACCACAAGGAUUGGUGACCUCGCACCCCAGGACAUGAAGAAAGUUUGCCAUUUAGCCCUAAUUGAGCUGACUGCCCUCUAUGAUGUAUUGGGUAUUGAGUUGAAACAACAAAAAGCUGUGAAAAUCAAAACAAAAGAUUCUGGUCUUUUUUGCAUUCCAUUGACAGUGCUAUUAGAACAAGAUCAGAGGAAAGUACCAGGAACGCGAAUACCCUUGAUCUUUCAAAAACUGAUUUCUCGAAUUGAAGAGGGAGGUUUGGAAACAGAAGGCCUCUUACGGAUCCCUGGAGCUGCCAUUAGAAUCAAGAAUCUUUGCCAAGAACUAGAAGCAAAGUUUUAUGAAGGGACUUUUAAUUGGGAAAGUGUCAAACAGCAUGAUGCCGCCAGCCUGCUGAAGCUCUUCAUUCGGGAGUUGCCCCAGCCACUGCUCAGUGUGGAGUAUCUCAAAGCCUUUCAGGCUGUCCAGAAUCUUCCAACCAAGAAGCAGCAACUACAGGCUUUGAACCUUCUUGUCAUCCUCCUACCUGAUGCAAACAGGGACACACUGAAGGCCCUUCUUGAAUUUCUCCAAAAAGUAAUAGAUAAUAAAGAAAAAAAUAAAAUGACAGUCAUGAAUGUAGCAAUGGUCAUGGCCCCGAAUCUCUUUAUGUGUCAUGCAUUGGGAUUGAAGUCCAGUGAACAGCGAGAAUUUGUAAUGGCAGCUGGGACAGCAAAUACCAUGCACUUAUUGAUUAAGUACCAAAAACUUCUGUGGACAAUUCCCAAGUUUAUUGUAAACCAAGUGAGGAAGCAAAACACGGAAAAUCAUAAAAAGGAUAAAAGAGCCAUGAAGAAAUUGCUGAAGAAAAUGGCUUAUGACCGAGAAAAAUACGAAAAGCAAGAUAAGAGUACAAAUGAUGCUGACGUUCCUCAGGGAGUGAUUCGAGUGCAAGCUCCCCAUCUUUCGAAAGUUUCCAUGGCAAUACAGCUAACUGAAGAACUAAAAGCCAGUGAUGUACUUGCCAGGUUUCUCAGCCAAGAAAGUGGGAUUGCCCAGACUCUCAAGAAAGGAGAAGUUUUUUUGUAUGAAAUUGGAGGAAAUAUUGGUAAGCACGUUUUUUUCUCUUUGAAUUUCAUUUGCUGUUUUGAUAUUGCCAGUGGUUAUUAUUUAUGUCUUUGGAGGAAGAACAGGAAAUUAGAAGUAAAAUAUACCAUGCUUUAGAUAAGUUGCUGAAUAUUGUGGAUUUCUUUAAUGGUUUGACCUUUCUCUUCAGGCUCUGUUUGAGCUCCUGUACAAAUGCCCAUCUAUGUUCAAUUUCAGCAAAGGCAAGUUCCCUAUACAGUAAGAAUAACUCCUGGAAUGGUUAAUGAUGCAAGUUUUUCAAAACUCUCUUCUUUUUAAUAUACUCAUGUCACAUAGUAAAGGAAGUAGCUGAGCUUAUAUAAGGCUAAGAUAACACUUUAUUAUAGUACAGUAUUAGAUAUUUUUAGUAAAAGCAGAUUUACUUUUGCCAUAGUUGAUUUCCUGCUAAAUUUUAUACACAUGCAUACACACUCAAAUUCACAUUAGUAAUUUAAAAAAUGGAAUGAAUUAAUUUUGACUGUUUUAUAUUUUACCCUUUUGUAAUUAUCAGUGAGUCUUACCCAUCUCUUUUUAAAAAUUUAAAAUAAUCUUUUUCUCUUUUUUGACUCUUGGAAAUGGUAAGGGUAAAAUUAUUAAGAAAUAAAUGAAAUAAUGUUAAGUUCAAAAUAGUAAUUAAAAAUAAUUUUGCAAUAUUGUAGAAUGUUUUUGUGGGAAUUAAAAAUGUUAGUAAAUAUUAAAAGUUAAAUAUAGGAAUGUGAAGGUUUAUUCUUAAAUUUAAAUAGGCCAUGACACUAGAAACCUGGAAUUGUUAACUCUAUCAGUAAAGGUUAUUUAAAUAUUAAUAUAUUUGAUUUCUUAUUUUACUUUUAGAUCUUGGUAAUUAAGUGUAGUUUCUUAGGUGGAUUCAAAACCAUUGCCCCUCCUAAUAAGAUGAUUAAGCUUUUAAGGAACCAUUAAAAGCCUAUCAUACAAAGUAUUUUCAGCUUCCUAAAUUAAUUUGAAACCUAUUCAUUUGGAGAAAGACUACCAAAUUUAUUUUUCCAAUUGUUGGCCAAUUCUUACAAUAUUUUGAGAAACAGGAAAGAAUGAGAAGUUUUGUUUUUGUUUUUUAUUUGUUUUGUUUUGUAGACAGUGUCUGCCUCUGUCACCCAGGCUGAUGUGCAGUGGCGCAGUCUCAGCUCACUGCAACCUCCACCUCCUGAGCUCAAGCCAUCCUUCCACCUCAGCCCUCUGAGUAGCUGGGACUACAGGUGCAAGCCACCAUGCCUAGCUAAUUUUUGUAUUUUUUGUAGAGACGGGGUUUCAUUAUGUUGCCCAGGCUGGCCUCAAACUCCUGAUCUCAAUCAAUCUGCCCACCUCGGCCUCCCAAAGUAGAAUAAGUAUUUUGAAGUCCAAGACUUAAGAGUUAAAUAAUUAAGGUUAAGUUUAAAAUUGCGUACCAAUCUACCUGCUGUAUUAAACUGACACAACAUCUAUUUUAACAGGGGAACGCUGCCUUGAUGAUGACACUUAUAUGAAGGAUUUAUAUCAGCUUAACCCAAAUGCUGAGUGGGUUAUAAAGUCAAAGCCGUUGUAGAAGACUUAACAAGCUGCAGAUAACCAUGUGGACUUCUGUCAUAGUUCUUGCUGAGUCAAGAGUGUAAAUAAAAGAAAUGGCAGGACUCUUAUUAUUCAGUUGUACCCAACUAUUUAAAAAUGACUCUCUCAAGCCUUAAAAAGUAAUAGAUUUAUGCUGCUGCCAGAAUUAUAUUAAUUAUUAUUAAUGUUAUUAUUAGAAAAAAAAUUUCUGGAGUGAGAGUAAAGAGGCUUAAUUAGCUUAUGGGCAGUUUUCAUAUGCUCUGUGAAAUGUGUCCAGAUGUGACAUAGUUUUUUUUAAAUAUGUGAAAAUAUAUUCUCUUCCCACUCUUUUCUCCUAAAAUCAUAUAUACUGUUAUAUAUGCUCUCUCACCUCUAUUACCUCCUCACAUCUGCCCUUUCCCAGUUAGGUUUGCUUUUUGACCAAAAAGAUAACAAAUACCAGGUAUGGCAAGUUGUGAAGACAGCGCAUUAAAACAUACCUAAUUUCACAGUAUCCCUGUCACGACAGAAUAUUAGUAUUCAUCUCUUUGAAUCAUUUGCUCAAAUAAUAACAUUCCACCUUUUCCUGCUGUAUCACAGGAAGUGAUUUGCAUUUUUUUUCAGUUCAUCUGACUUAUGUUCACAGAACUGUAUCAGCGAUCAAGAAAAUAGGACUGUCAGAAGCUGCCAGUUAUUACUGAACCAUUAAAUACUUAUGUACUAAGAAUAAAUAAAAUAUGCCCAUGUGAAAUAAUAACUGGAUUAUGGAUAACAAGAGAGUGAAAGCCAAAGCACUUUCUGUCUACUGUACUCUUCUAAAUGGAAUUUUAAAAGUCAUAGCUGGCUUUACGUGUUGUCAUAUUAGCAUUAUAAAUAUGCAUGAUAGUAUAAUCCAGUAAUGGUUGAAGAAUGUAUUUUACUUAAACAGGGAUUUUUUUUUUAAGUCCUGAAUAAGUCUACUGGAAGAAUUAUUCUUCUGGGUGAAAAAGCUUUUGUUUGUGUUCUCAUUUUAAAUAAUUGGAGUCAAUUUAUUAAAAUGUUCUCGAAAGUACUAUUCCCAGGGAUUUUAAUGCACAAACCAUAUUGUGACAAGAGAUGAGCCUCUGUACUGUAAAUAAGAGAAAUGAAGUAGAGAAAUGUUAAAUAUUUUAUGAGUUUAGAAUGUAGUAAAUAAAAGGUGAUGUAAAUGAAUGCUGCACAAACGGUGUUUAUGAUACUUUUAGUAGUACUUUAGGAAAAAUUACACAUUCUCAGAAGCUCUUGAUGUCUCUAAUGAAGGGGGGGGAAUGCUGUUAAUGAGAACAGUCAUAAAUUUUUAGCAUAUAAUUACAAGAACAGCCUGUGGAUAUGAUCACUUAAAUAAUUUCGUAGUGAUUCGUGCCAUUGCUUUUUUAUUUAAAAGAAAAUUUUGUAAUUAAAUGCCUUUUUCUAAAUUA